AUGAUGAUGGAGAUGAAACGUAUUAUCAUUAUCGGAGCAGGUGUCUCAGGCCUCACUACAGCCCUCUUACUUGCGAGAAGUAGGAAUGGAAGGGCGAAUGGUUCUGAGAAUUCGAGGAAGGGGAGAUUUGAAAUUGAAGUGUUUGCGAAACAUAUGCCCGGGGACUACGAUGUGGAGUAUUGCUCGCCGUGGGCUGGGGCGAAUUUCAUGCCCACAAAGUGUGAGGGGAAUUUGGUAUCUGCGUCGUAUCAUCGUAGGACGUGGCCUUGGUUUCGAUAUUUGGCGGAGAGGCUUCCAGAGGCGGGUGUGCAUUUCGAAGAAGCGACAGUCUACACGAGAACCAAAGAUGAAGAGGCGGGAAGGGUGAAAUUCCCUGCUAAGCCGUGGUGGAAAAGAGUUAUUUUAUGA
This is a messenger RNA of Cadophora gregata, 408 nucleotides long. RefSeq lists its product as uncharacterized. The record is from RefSeq and is a predicted model, not a curated record. Gene Ontology annotation, molecular function: D-amino-acid oxidase activity; FAD binding. The coding region runs from base 1 to 408 and encodes 135 amino acids. Lineage: Eukaryota; Fungi; Ascomycota; Leotiomycetes; Helotiales; Ploettnerulaceae. The transcript has 4 exons.